CCGGAUGCAAAUAAUGGAAGAGCGGCAUAGUGCGGUUGACGACUGGCUGCGACGUAUUUCUACAAAUGACACUCGUGUUCCAGCGUACGAAAUAUGUAUGAGGACAAUGGACAUGUUGUCUGAAUUGUCGACAGCAUGUGAAAAACAACAGACUAGAGUGAAACUUAUUCUAGAUGACAUGAAACAGAAAGAAAACGAAUACAAGUCAGAAGGUCUUGUCCGAAAUAAACAACAGAAGUUACCUGUCUGCAACUGCUAAUUCAGAAUCAAUUGCUUUCAUGGCUUACCACAUUUAUGGAGCCUAUCAUUGUAACCAAGAGCGGUAUUUGUAUUUGGUGUCUAAUUAUAAU
Corticium candelabrum is the source of this 350-nucleotide messenger RNA. Its product is annotated as HAUS augmin-like complex subunit 1. NCBI's taxonomy places the organism in Eukaryota, Metazoa, Porifera, Homoscleromorpha, Homosclerophorida, Plakinidae. The transcript has 3 exons. Gene Ontology annotation, cellular component: cytosol; HAUS complex. Bases 5 to 259 code for a protein of 84 amino acids. Gene Ontology annotation, biological process: spindle assembly; centrosome cycle. The record is from RefSeq and is a predicted model, not a curated record.